ACACUGAGUGGGGACAACUGGGCCCCGGGCCCAGAGGACACGAAGGAAGGUCUGGGAGAAGGAAUUCCUAGUUUCAGGGAAGAAAAGGUGGCUCGAGUGAGCAAACUGCGGCGGCAACGGUCUCUCAUCGCCGGGACCCCGCCAUGUAGCGCCCAGGGACGCGAGGGGGCGCUGCUGCCGCGCCAGGGGCGAGGGUCCCGGGACCCCCUGAGCACCUUCCGGCCCUGCCCGGCCGACUCAGGCUACACCCGGACUCUGCCCACCGCGUUUCCGCCCUCGGCCUCGGGUCCCUGGAGGGCUCGUGGGUAGGAAGAGCCAGGGUGGCGGGACUUUCGCCGACACCCGGCUCCCCGCCUGGUGGCUGCGCACACGAGGCCGGCGACGGGACUUGCCCGCGUCUCAGCCCCUCCUGUGUGAAGCGGGGCCGCUGCGAAGUUUAUGCAUGACCUGUGUUCCUGGCAAGAUGAUGGGGAAGAGGUCGCCUCUCAUUGUUGGUUAUGAAGACUUGAGAGUGACAAAUGUGUCAUGCCUGGAGACAAGCUCCAGCGCCAGCCCUGCCAGAGACUCGCUCAUGCGCCAUGCCAAGGGCCUGGAUCAGGACACCUUCAAAAUUUGUAAAGAAUACCUAAGACCGCUGAAGAAGUUCCUGCGAAAGUUGCACCUUCCCAGGGACCUUCCCCAGAAGAAGAAGCUGAAGUACAUGAAGCAGAGCCUUGUGGUCCUAGGGGACCACAUCAACACCUUUCUGCAGCAUUACUGCCGAGCCUGGGAAAUCAAACACUGGAGAAACCUGGGGUCUCCCCCUUUGCAGGAUGCUCUGGCGGUUCGUCUCCCUCUUCUCAGAGCUGGAAGCAAAGCAGCUUUGCCGACUUUACAAGUACACCAAGAGCAACCAGCCGGCCAAGUUCCUGGUGACAUUCUGUGCCUCGGAUGCGCCGGAGAGGUCCUUGCUGGCCGACCAGGAAGACAGUCUGCCCAAGCUCUGCGAUGCCUGGGGGCUGCACCGCAACAUCAGCGCCGUGAAGGAGCGGCUGUCCAAGAUGCAGGCCCCGGGUCAAGGGAGCCCCUUGCCCAGGGAGCCAAGAUCCCAGGACCAUGUCAAAAGAGAUUCUUUAAGGGAGCUUUCUCAAAAACCAAAACUCAAGAGAAAGAGGAUAAAGGAAGCCCCAGAAACUCCAGAGACCGACCCAUAAGAAGACCAGCUGGGACAAAGGGCCCGCUUGUCCUGGCUCUCAGAGCGCAGGGAACGGAGACCAAAAAGGGAAAAGAAUCUGUCCUUAUCAAAAGGAUUCUCAGGUCUUAAUUAGGAAUAAAUGAGAUGGGAAAUAAACAUUCUUAUGACAGUUCUA
Molecule: messenger RNA, 1349 nt
Organism: Pongo pygmaeus (Bornean orangutan)
Lineage: Eukaryota; Metazoa; Chordata; Mammalia; Primates; Hominidae
Gene: CHCT1
Product: CHD1 helical C-terminal domain containing 1
Exons: 7
Coding region: 443-1303 (286 amino acids)
Source: RefSeq, a predicted model, not a curated record